Molecule: messenger RNA, 1071 nt
Organism: Physella acuta
Lineage: Eukaryota; Metazoa; Mollusca; Gastropoda; Physidae
Product: beta-1,3-galactosyltransferase 1-like
Biological process (GO): protein O-linked glycosylation
Cellular component (GO): Golgi membrane
Molecular function (GO): hexosyltransferase activity
Source: RefSeq, a predicted model, not a curated record
AUGUCCACUAUUGCAUUGUGCUUCGUUGUAUAUGACAGUCGAUUAUUAACUGUAUUCCUUAGUGUUGACUCAAAUACCAUUGAAAGCUGGGCAAUAGAGAGCUAUGAUACGGACCCAGUGAAAAAUAACCAAUUAAAAUUGUGGGAACCCAUGUCAAUCAACGCCACGACAACUCCGCCUACCUACAGUAACCCAAAUCUCAACAAAUUUUCAUUUUUGUCCGCACAGGUCAUUAACCCACAUGAUUAUAAACACGUCAUAUCUCCAAGAGUUGCAUGUAAUGACCAGCAAGAAAUAGAGAUAAUUAUCUGUGUCCCAACUCGCGGUGACAACUUUAAAGGUCGCAAAACAAUUCGAGGGACCUGGGGCAGUAAUGCUAAUGAAAGCUCCUUUAACUCAAUUCUAAUCUUCUUUAUUGGAAUACCAGACAUCAGCUCGCCUAACGCUAGUUUAACCCAGAAAUUACUUCUUCAAGAAUCUGUCUUGUAUGGCGACAUCUUGCAAGAGGAUUUUGUAGACUGUUAUAACAACCUCAGUAUCAAGUCCGUUUCUAUCCUCAAGUAUGUUUUUCUUCACUGUCCAAAGGCAAAAUAUAUGCUCAAAGCGGACGAUGACAUGUAUAUUAAUGUACCCUUUUUAGUUAACACUCUGAGACGAUUUCAAAUUACGAAACCCAACUUAAACGCUUUUGUAAUGGGAUCAAAACAGAUAAAAGUAAACCCAAUGAGAUCAACUGACUCCAAGUGGUACACCUCUAUUUCUGAGUACCCCGAGGAUACCUAUCCUGAUUAUGUGAUAGGUGCGGCCUACGUCAUGUCUACACAGGCGUCGUGGCUGUUGUACCAGGCGUCUCUCAGGUUGCCGUUGUUCCUGUGGGAAGAUGUGUACAUCACAGGGAUGUGUUCCAAGAAUGCUGGCGUGGAAGUGAUAGACAAUGUUCUGUUUUCUUACCUCAGACAUGCGGUAUCCGGCUGUUCCUUUAGGAAGCGCAUUUCUGGGCAUCCGUACAGUCUGGCAGAUUUACGAGUUAUACACAGUGAAUUGUACGAUAAAAACAUCAUUUGUAAAUAA